Messenger RNA from Mandrillus leucophaeus (drill), 2714 nucleotides. It is a transcript of the gene PRICKLE4, whose product is annotated as prickle homolog 4 (Drosophila). The transcript has 8 exons. Gene Ontology annotation, molecular function: zinc ion binding. The record is from RefSeq and is a predicted model, not a curated record. The coding region runs from base 597 to 1931 and encodes 444 amino acids. Lineage: Eukaryota; Metazoa; Chordata; Mammalia; Primates; Cercopithecidae.
AGGGACCUGAAGGGAGACAGGCAAGACGAUGUAACCCGGAAGAGGGCUGAGGGGAGGGGAAGGGGCCAGGGGGACCACUGGAGACAAGGGGGAGAGAACUGAAGGGAAACACGCGGAGGGGCGGGGCUGGGAGACCAGAGGGAGAGUUUGGGGAGACCUGGGAACUGCAGAGGGACAGGGCUGCGCGCCCGGCGAGUCGUUUCCAUUCAGCGAGUGGUUGAGAACCCAGCGUAAACGCGGCUCCCGGCGUCUACUGGAUGCCCGCCGGGCGCAGUCCCAGCCUGAGCCCCUGCACCUGCAUGGCAGAGGCCGUGGAGCCCGCACAUUUCCACCCUGAGAUCCCACAAAUGUGGUUUUGUUUUGCUUUCACCCCCGCCCCCAAUCUGCAGCUCCAGGCCCCUCCCUGAGCCGCCCCUCUCCACCAGCAGGGGAGGGGCGGGCGGGGACCCUGGGGCGUGGGAGAGGAAGGGCCGCGCUGUUAGUGAGGGCGAGGGCGGGGGCGGGCGCUGACGCCUUCAGGUGGGGUCUGGGUGAGGGGCCUGACGGCAGAGUCGGUCCAGAACUGCCCGGACAGCGACGCACAGCGAUGAGCUAAAAUGGAAGAGGGUGCAAGUCAUUCUCCUGGGGCCCCAGAUGCUCCCUCCUUUCUUGCUGCCUGGAGCAGGGGCAGUGCUGUUAGUGGCUACUCCGGGUGUGAACAGCCCAUCCUGGCCACCUUCCACAGGAAGCCUGACCUGAGGGACAGAAGAGGAAGGAAGCAGCCUUUGCCACUAAUGUCAGUGCAGAACUCUGGCUGGCCCCACCAAGAGGACAGCCCCAAGCCCCAGGAUCCAGGUCCGCCAGCCAACUCAGACAGUGACUCAGGCCACCUGCCGGCGGAGGACCCUGAGGACACCUCUGCUCAGGGUCCUUCAGUUCUGAGCUUGGGUUCCCUUUGCCUGGACACCAACCAAGCCCCCAAAUGGACUGGGCUUCGGACCCUCCUGCAGCAACUCCCUCCACAGGACAUUGAUGAGCACUACUGCCUGGCCCUUGGGGAGGAGGAGCGGGCCGAGCUGCGGCUCUUCUGUUCCAGGCGGAAGCAGGAGGCCCUGGGACAGGGGGUAGCUCGUCUGGUGCUUCCCAAGCUUGAAGGACACACCUGUGAGAAGUGUAGGGAGCUGCUGAAGCCAGGAGAGUACGGAGUGUUUGCAGCCCGGGCAGGGGAACAGCGUUGCUGGCACCAGACUUGCUUUGCCUGCCAGGCCUGUGGCCAGGCCCUGAUAAACCUCAUCUACUUCUACCAUGAUGGACAACUUUACUGCGGCCGCCAUCAUGCAGAGUUGCUGCGCCCGCGCUGCCCGGCUUGUGACCAGCUGAUCUUCUCCCAGCGCUGCACCGAGGCAGAGGGACAGCGCUGGCAUGAGAACCACUUCUGUUGCCAGGACUGCGCCGGGCCUCUGGGCGGGGGACGUUAUGCCCUGCCUGGGGGAAGCCCCUGCUGCCCCAGCUGCUUCGAGAACCGCUACUCGGAUGCAGGCUUGAGCUGGGCCGGGGCACUGGAAGGGCAGGCAUUCCUUGGGGAGACUGGACCCGACCGAACUGGAGGAAGGGACCAAACCUCGGUGAACUCUGCGACCCUCUCCCGAACACUCCUUCUCGCUGCUGCCGGCGGUUCCAGCCUGCAAACUCAGACGGGGCUGCCUGGAUCCAGUCCCCAGCAGGAGAACCGACCUGGGGAAAAAGCGGAGGCACCCAAAGGGCAGGAGCAGUGCCGCCUGGAAACUCUUUGUGAUUCCAAGGACACCCUUUUCUCCACCUGCUCCUCCUCCUCUGACUCGGAACCUGAAGGCUUUUUCUUAGGCGAGCGCCUUCCCCUGUCCUGGAAAAUCCCCGGAAGCCUCCAAGCAGAGGACAGCAACGCCUCUAAGAAGCACUGCACCAUGUGCUAGUGGCGCAGCUCAGAGAGGGGGUGUGAGUGGGAGGAAAGGGGUCUGUAAAGCGGGAGAACAAGGCUAGCCUCCCCUAACAAUCCUAGACUGAGACGCAGUCAGGCGCACGCCCGCGAGAGGCGGCGAGGUGACAAGUUUGGAGUGCGCCCCCUUCAGCACAGCGCGUUAGGACUUUUGGUGGAGACUUUCUUGGCAAAACCCAUUCCCCAAAGCUACGCUUCCCCUGCUGAGAUAGCCCCUACCCCCACCUCCACAGGCUGGGACAGCCCCGUCCCCACCAUCCUCCUCCCGAGCCAAUUAAAUGAUCACAGCACGCGUGACGGUUACCGGCUGGAGAGCCGGAGGUGGGACCGGGAGCAGGGCACCGUAGAGCCGGGCCGCGCUCCUCCCCUCCUAGAGUUCGUGGACGCGCAGCAGGGGGCCGUCCCUCUUCCGGAUGUCGGACUAAGCGAACAGCGCUCCCCUGCGGGUUGGUGCAGCCGGAAGUGCCAAACCGGAGGUGCGUCAUUCACCCGCGACGCUGAUACGGUUCCUCCACCGCGGCCCAUGCGAAGGUUCCUACUAUGGCUUCCAGCGGGGUCCCGGUGAGUGCUGCUGGCUCGGCUAAUGAAACCCCCGAAAUACCGGACAACGUGGGAGAUUGGCUUCGGGGCGUCUACCGCUUUGCCACAGAUAGGAAUGACUUCCGGAGGUAACCGAGCCCAAGAACUUGGUCCUUCUCUGGCCCUUACGUCGGUAUUCCCCUUUCUCGCGAGGCUGGCGCCUCAGGGUUUUUUGUUUUUG